AUGGCUGCCCUGGGCACCGUCAACCCAGCCGCCUUGCGGCGAAGCGCCUUCUUGGGCACGCCCGCAAACGCGCAGAGCGCGCCCGGCUCGCUGGCGCUGCCCCCUCCCGCGCGCGGUGCCGUCAGGAUCGAGGCCGCCCAGAAGCUGCUGGGGACCGUGGUGUCGAUGAAGAUGCAGAAGACGGCGGUGGUUGAGGUCGUGAGGCAGGUGCCGCACCCGCGGUACAUCAAGCGCGUGCGCAAGUCGAAGAAGUACUUCGCGCACGACGAGGAGGAGGAGUGCAGGGUGGGGGACUACGUGGAGAUCAGCCCCACGCGGCCCAUCAGCAAGCACAAGACGUUCAUGGUCUCGAACAUCAUACGGAGGGCCAGCUGA
Molecule: messenger RNA, 375 nt
Organism: Ostreobium quekettii
Lineage: Eukaryota; Viridiplantae; Chlorophyta; Ulvophyceae; Bryopsidales; Ostreobiaceae
Source: the annotation of a GenBank genome assembly